CUUCAUGACUGUGUAAUGUGUGCCUCCUUGUAGAGCGGAAACCUAAGCACGGGGAAGUCCAUUUCCUCUUAAAAUGCUCAUGUUAUUUAUUAAAAUAAGUUUUCAGACUUCUCACAAAUACACCAAAGGAUCACCUUGAAGAGCAGGAAUAACUUCUGUUGUCAUUGAAGCUCAGAGGAAUGCUGGAGAGAGAGAGAUCCCGACCAUACCAAGAGUUCAUUGAUGAUGAUGAUGAUGGUGAUGAAGGUAACACGCAGUCUCAAGGCUUCUUCUACGAUGCAACUGAAGAAGUGGAGCAGGAGGAGCCCAACGACGGCAUCUCACAAGCGGAUGACAGCAGGGGAAACAGCCCACCGAUGAGAUUCAGUAAGAUCUGCCUGAAGAACUUCUUCACGGUGGUGCUCAUUUUCAUCUACCUGCUGCUGACAGGCGUGGCGGUGUUCCUGGCCUACCAGACCAUCUCGGACUUUUUGGAGAAACUCAACCACCCUGUUAUGUCCGUCACUUACAAAGAGGUCGACUCCUUUUCUGCACCAGGUAUCGCUCUGUAUCCCGGCAAAGCUCGGCUGUUGAGCUGCAGACAUCACUUCCACGACUACAUCCCACCUUUGGUCGACCCGGGAAAACCUCAGAAAGGAGACUGUUUGAUUCAAAAUGUGACUUACAUCGGGCCGUUUACCAAUCAGACUAAGAAAAGAGCUGUCGUGGUCCGCGGCCCGACUGACGUCAGAAACAAAGAGUUGAUCUUCAUGCAGUUCAGUCACAAUGAAACAGAAGAGGACUUCAGCGCCAUCACUUACAUGCUUUUUGCCAAGUUUAGUGACUUGAGUGAAAGUGCGAAUAAAUCCCACUUUAUGAGGGAUUGUGAGAGGAAUUACUCCAUGUGGACUUUCUCUGGAGGGUUCAGAACCUGGGUCAAGAUGUCUCUAGUGAGGACGUCUGGGGAAAAAAAUGAAGCUGUCGAGUUUCGGCAAGAGUCCGCCGUGGUGAAAUUCAAUGACAAACGGCCCGAAUCAGAGAAAACCAAUCAGCUCUUCUUCGCCGUCUUUGAAUGGCGGGAUCCUUAUUUGCAAAAUAUCAAACUGAUAGUGACUGCAAAUCCCUGGAACUCUGUAGCCAUCCUCUGUGGCGUCUUCAUGGCUCUCUUCAAGGCCGCCCAUUUUACCAAACUCACGGUUCAGUGGAUAAUCAAAAUGCGUAAGAGGCAUCUGAGGAACAAAACUCGGGAACUGAACCAAAUAAACUGACACUUUUUGCAGAAAAAACACUGCUGACACAAUCUGACAAGCCUGUGUUUUUUUAGGUCUAAUACUAAAUCAUCUUUUAAUAAUUGGUAAAUGUUCUCAACACCAGGAAAUGUUUAUUAAUUAAAUAUUUAAUAUAUACAGGGAUAUGCUCUAACUGAAUACUACUGAUGGAUUAAUCAUUUCCUAAAAAUUGCCAGUUUGACAAGAAUUCAGUGGAUUGUUAGUUGUUGCAUUUCAAAAUAAGAGGUAUUUCAUAAAUGUUUUGUACAGAUGUAAAAUUGUUGCUGAAAGCUGAGGCGUUUAAAAUGUUUUGGGGUUUGAGAGCUCCGUAAAGGAUGUUUUAAGGUAUGGCUGUUUCAGGUGUAAAACUGAGAAAAAUGUGAACUUUGUUCAAAAUGUUGCUGGAUUUUAUAAUUGUAUUAGAAAGGGAAUAUUGUAGAUUAUUUUAUGUUAAUGUCAUACUUUUUUUUCCAAGAAAAUAUCCCCUUCAUCAAGUAUCAGAAACAUAUUGAUAACUCUAAAGGGAUUAUUAUGAACUACUUUUCUUCUGUAAAAGUAAUCUGCCAUUUUAUUUUUGUUUAGGCCAAAUCUGUGCUGCCUGAACUUUGUCUUUGUCUAUUGUUUAUUGAUUUGAGCAUAAUGUACAACCUAUGUUCAUUGUUGUUAAAAUUUACCCAAAUUAAUGUCUUAAUUUUGUCGUUUUUCAAGAUUGAAUCUCAAACGCUAUGUUGUUGGACAUUUGGGAGAAAUGUGGAAUAUGUAGAACAUGCUGCUUGAAGCUUCCCAAUUUGGAAAAGUAUAGAUAAUUAAAUAAUGUGGAUAAAUGUGAGCUUUCAUAAA
Molecule: messenger RNA, 2087 nt
Organism: Anoplopoma fimbria (sablefish)
Lineage: Eukaryota; Metazoa; Chordata; Actinopteri; Perciformes; Anoplopomatidae
Gene: pacc1
Product: proton activated chloride channel 1
Exons: 8
Coding region: 180-1247 (355 amino acids)
Source: RefSeq, a predicted model, not a curated record